Plectropomus leopardus (leopard coralgrouper) is the source of this 2361-nucleotide messenger RNA. RefSeq names its product chromobox homolog 7a (gene cbx7a). The record is from RefSeq and is a predicted model, not a curated record. Gene Ontology annotation, cellular component: PRC1 complex. Lineage: Eukaryota; Metazoa; Chordata; Actinopteri; Perciformes; Serranidae. Gene Ontology annotation, biological process: negative regulation of transcription by RNA polymerase II.
CCUGUGUUGAUGUGUCGCAGAUUUUAAUAAAAAGUGAGGGAGGCAGGUAGCUGGAGUUUUUAGUGAGGGGAGCAGCGGAGACUCAGCGCUCACAGCGAGUCCUCACACCGAGACAUAACAGCUGCAGGGACACUCUGAGAUUUUAUUUUCUGUCCCUUUUUAAAACUAUUUUCAUUUCGACGAUAACAGAAGAGACCCAGUUUUGCUUGUUGUUUGGAGCGUGCGGAGCAGCGCGCGGCGAUGGAGCUGUCAUCAAUAGGAGAUCAAGUGUUUGCUGUUGAGUCAAUAACUAAGAAGAGAGUGAGAAAGGGAAAUGUGGAGUAUCUGCUCAAAUGGCAAGGAUGGUCCCCCAAGUACAGUACUUGGGAACCAGAGGACAAUAUUUUGGACCCGCGCCUGGUCCUGGCCUACGAAGAGCAUCAGGAGAAGAUCAGAGCUCUGGCCUAUCGCAGGAAAGGUCUCAGACCCAGGAGGCUCGUUCUGCGGAACAUCUUCGCCAUGGAUCUCCGCAGCGCCCACAAGGUCUCGGAGAAGCCCCCGCCUCGACUGCGUCUCUCCCUCACCCGCUCCAUGAGCACGGAUGUGGACCAGGGCGAGCGGGGCAGCCUGUACCGCCGCCUCGCCAGGAGGAAGAGCAAGCAGAGGGUGUCCAAGCGGGGUCCGCAGAGACCCUCGAACAAACCCAUCCGUCCACUGAGGAAAAGGGAGGAGCCCAUCGAGGAGGACUGGGGCGGCACCAGCGAAGAAGAGAAGCAGGAGUCUGAGUGCACCACCGAGGAGAGACGUGAAGACAGUUUAUAUGGUCCGUCGGAGUGCAGCUCUCCACCCCAGCUGGAGCGUCAGGACUUAGAGAUGGAGGUGGAGGAGAAGGUGGACACCGACCUGACAGCGGUAGCUGCAGACACAUGGAUACCCGAAGAAGGACAGAACCAAACGUUUGCGUGUGACCAAUCAAAAGACAUUGCUCCGGUCACUGAAGCCGUACCGGAAGACGCCGUUUCCGAAAGGUCAGAUUGGGACGGAGGUGAGGAGGCCGUGGAGUUGGAGUGUCCCACGUUAGAGAGCAGCGUCUGCCAGCGCAACAACACGACCUCGGUGAUCGUGAGCGCUCAGAGGAGCAGCGAGACGGUGGCCCCCUGCUCCGCCACUGAGGUGAGGAAGGAGGAAGAAGAAGUGAGUGACGACAAUCAGAGCACGACAACACCGGGGAGUCAGACCGCCCCGGCCACGGAAGGACACCCCGGGAAGGUGAUUUUUACAGACGUGACUAUCAACUCUCUGACGGUGACUUUUAAGGAGGCAGAGGUGGCCGAAGGCUUCUUUAAGGGCUAUUGAAUGACGAGAAAGAGAGAAAGAGAGCUCGAAAUAACCAUAAUUAGACUUGCCACUCAUUUUGUACAUGUAAAUAGUUGUGUAUGUUAUGUAACUCCACAUGUUUACAAAGCUACACUCAUUUCCUACUGAGUUAAAGGAAGACAUUGUUGCCUUUAAAUAAAAAAUGAGUGGUAAUUUUAUCAUUGUGGCUCAUUUAUUAGGCGCGAUAGGAAACCCGAGGUUCCAAAAAUGUCCUCAUUUGCAAUCCAGAGGACUGAGCGGAUGGCAGGCUUCAUUCCCGGGGUCACUGGGUUUACCGAGAGCCUGAGACAGAUGCUGAGACAGCAAACUAACAGUCCACAUUACUACUUCCAUGCAGCUACUUUUUCCAGUCGUCCUCAGUGCUUUCCAGCCAGAUCACACACUCAGAUCUGAUCUCCGGGCCUGUUUCAAUCGCUCCUCUUUUUACAAAUAAUGUUUUGUAAAUUGCUCUUUUUUCAGUAUUUGCACAGACAUUACUGCAUGCCCCGUCAGUCUGUGCCACACAUGCACAAAGCACUGUCCUGUGGUUUGUUGAAGAGGUUUAUUUCUGUCACAAAAGAAAAGAAAAGAAAAAAAAAAACAAAGACAAAGAAUUAACGCCUGCCGCUUAGAUGAAGUUCUGCAUUUCAAGAAGGCUGGAUGCACAAAAAGACGUUGUGUUUGCUGUCUGUCUGUCCUCUUACUUUUCAAGUAUGAAAUGCUACCUGGUUCUAUUUUUGUAUUACCAAUUGAUAGUCCACUCUCUUCACUAGCCUUUGUGCAUUUCAAAAGAGGAGAUAUCAGUUUACACCGCCGCUGUUCUGUUGUGUACAAAUGGAAGCAAAUGUACGUUGUAGGUCAGACUGUAGUGAGCUAUUAUUUAUUGCAUGUCACUUGUAUAAGCUAAACUAACUUAUGUCACUUCUAUGUGUCUUUCUCUGACAACGAUGAGCCGUCAAACAUGUCUUCUCUCUAGAAAUGGAUUUUUAUUUUGACUGCAUUUCCAAUAAAUAUGUACUAAAAUAA